Molecule: messenger RNA, 916 nt
Organism: Fusarium verticillioides 7600
Lineage: Eukaryota; Fungi; Ascomycota; Sordariomycetes; Hypocreales; Nectriaceae
Exons: 2
Coding region: 170-793 (207 amino acids)
Molecular function (GO): catalytic activity
Source: RefSeq, a predicted model, not a curated record
UGACAUGAGAUCACCACCAUUAAACGACGUGAUUUAUACACAACGAAGAAAACGAAACUCAGGAAAAGCCCUCUUCUCAUUUCAUCUUAGAACAACCACUUCCACCAACUGAUCAGAAUUCCAAGGGAUCCACCGUAAUUGCAGAAACGGGUCCUCUACCAAUUGGAGCAUGCUUGCAUCUAGAGUUUGGGCAACUGCAAAGAGUGCUUCAGUGCGAACCAUCAUGACUGCAGCCGGAGCCGCCGGACGAACUAUCAAAUUUGGGCCCUUUGAGGUCACAAAUCAGGUCUUCCUCACUACACCGCACUCUUUCGCGCUGGUGAAUCUCAAACCGCUGAUUCAAGGCCAUGUUCUCGUCUGUCCGCAUAACCCGCAUAAACGCCUGACAGACUUGACGCCCACUGAGAUCUCAGAUCUCUUCACAACAGUGCAGCUCACCCAGCGUCUACUUGCACGUGCUUACUUCCGCAACCCCGAGCCUGAGGCCGGAAGCUUCUCAGUUGCUGUUCAAGACGGAGCUGACGCGGGGCAGACGGUACCACAUGUUCACGUCCACGUCGUUCCGCGGACGGCUGGGGACAUGGGAAGCCCAGAUGCCGUGUAUGUUAAACUUGCGGGGGAGGAGGGCAAUGUCGGUGGUGCGUUAUGGGAUAAGGAGAUGGGCGCCCGACCGAAGCCGGGUGGAGGGUUGAGGAGAGUCGAUGACGAGGACCGAAAAGCAAGAAGUGUUGAGGCGAUGGCUGAGGAGGCGGAACGGUAUAAGGCUAUUCUGAAGGAGAUGGGCAUUGAAUAGACGUAGUGAGGCAUUCUUUGUAGAUCAUAGAAGUCUAGCUGUAUAUACGAUAGGCGUCAUUUUGAAACGAACUCGAGAGCGUCGUAACAUAACCGUAAUAUUGAUCUCUAAACUUUUCAUUGG